GUUUCGAAUUGGCUACACUUUUGCCCUUAACCCGUUCGAAAAUAAAACAAAUCUCAGAGCAUAUCUUACGGUCAAUUUCUGUGAGCCAGUUUCACGUCUAGACACUCAUAUUUGUCAACUCGAAACUUUUGUCAAUCUAAUGGUCAUCCCAGCUCAAUUCUACAGAACAUAA
Messenger RNA from Racocetra persica, 172 nucleotides. The record is from the annotation of a GenBank genome assembly. Lineage: Eukaryota; Fungi; Glomeromycota; Glomeromycetes; Diversisporales; Gigasporaceae.